Messenger RNA from Dovyalis caffra, 924 nucleotides. NCBI's taxonomy places the organism in Eukaryota, Viridiplantae, Streptophyta, Magnoliopsida, Malpighiales, Salicaceae. The record is from the annotation of a GenBank genome assembly.
AUGGCACCGAAAACCACUGAAAUAGUCCAUGAAUUCCUCCCUUAUUUCCGGUACAAUUACCUCGUUUCUUUGGCCAAGAAAGCUAAUGUAAUAGUAGUGGCCAUUCAGUACAGAAGAGCUCCAGAGCAUCCUCUCCCUAUUGCAUAUGAUGAUUCAUGGGCUCAAAUUCAAUGGGUUGUUUCACAUGUUAAGGGUGACGGGCCCGAGCCUUGGCUUAAUGAGUAUGCUAAUUUUGAGAGAGUGCAUUUGAUUGGUUCUAGUGCUGGGGCUAAUAUUGCUCAUAACAUGGCAAUUAGAGUUGGAAAUGAUGGACUAACAGGUGGGGUUAAAAUUGUAGGUAUGGGUUUGAUGCACCCAUAUUUUGGAAACAACGAGCCUAGUAAGCUCAUGGAGUUCAUAUUUCCAUCAAUUGAAGGGCGCACUGACCCUAGGAUUAACCCGGUUGGAGCUGGGGUUGAUCUGGCGAGUCUGGGGUGCACCAGGCUGCUGAUUUGUGUUGCUAGUGAAGACUGGCUCAGAGAUAGAGGGGUGGCUUAUCACGAGGCACUGAGGAAGAGUGGCUGGCCAGAUGGGUUGGUGGAGAUCGUAGAGACCGAAGGAGAGGGCCAUGUACGCCACUCUCCUUCUCGCUCAAAACUCCACAGGUUAGCACCUGAAUACCUUACGGCUUAUAUCAUGCCAAUGCGUCCGAUGAUUCAUGGCCGGGCUGUAGUGGGUAAGCUAAUUAAGCACUCUGAUGCUGAUGGGCCUGAACCAUCUUUAGCGGUUGAGAACGCAGGAGCCAAACCAGCCCCUUGUGUGGAACUAGCAAAUUACAAGAGUAGCGUCAAAACCUUGAGCAUAACAAGGCAUCACCCCGCAUCACGCCUCAAUCAUGAGUCCACCUUCCACUGUUCCACGUCACCUCUCAGUUUAAGCAAUUAA